UCAUCCAAUCCAAUAGUCGAAGGUCACUGUUCAGUGUGGUGAGAAUAAUAUAAUACUUUCGAUAGUGAAUUUUGCAGAUCAAUUUUUCCUCAACAUCUAGCAAGAGGGAAAGAGUGAUGGGAGUGAAGUCAUUUGUGGUCAAAUUGCUGCCAUUUGCAGCGAUGGUGGCUGUUGAGACCUUUGAUGUUGGUCUAACAACACUCAACAAAGCAGCCAUGUCCAAAGGCUUGAGUCAUUUCGUCUUUGUUGUCUAUGCAAAUGUUAUUGCUUCUCUCAUCCUCCUCCCCUCUUAUUUUAUCAUAUUCAGGAGAAAGGGACCUCCACUAACUUUUUCUUUCCUAUGUAAAGUCUUCCUCCUCAGCCUUGUGGGGAUUACUCUGAUGCAGAAUUGUGUGAGCACUGGUAUCAACUACAGCUCUCCUACUCUUGGUUCUGCAAUGGGCAACUUAAUUCCAGCUUUCACUUUCUUGCUUGCUGCUCUCUUCAGGAUGGAAAAGUUGAAUUUGAGAAGUUUAAUAAGCCAAGUGAAAAUUUUGGGCACUUUGGUAUCAAUCUCUGGAGCAUUGAUUGUAAUCCUUUACAAAGGUCCUGCAAUAGGCGCUGUGCCUCAACCGCAUUCAUCUUCCUUACCUGCUGAGACUGCAACAAAUGAUUGGGUCAUUGGGGGCAUUUUCCUUGCAACUGCUAGUUUAUCAAUUGCUAUAUUGAACGUUUCUCAGGCAGCAAUUCUUAAAGGAUAUCCAUCAGAGAUGACUUUAGUCACCUUCUACUGCUUCUUUGGCACCAUUCAGUGUACAAUAGUUUCAUUGAUUGCAGAGAGAAACCCGAAUGCAUGGAAAAUUAGGCCUGAUAUCGAGCUCAUCUCUGUCGUAUACGCAGCGGUGUUUGGGAAUGUGGUGACAUAUGGUGUAGUUGCCUGGUGCAUAAGAAGAAAAGGACCUGUGUUUGUUGCCAUGUUCAAGCCUGUGGGGAUUUCUAUUGCUGCCUUUAUGGGUGCCAUCUUCCUUGGUGACACUCUCCAUAUUGGAAGUGUUAUAGGAGCAAUUGUAAUUGUUGUGGGUUUCUACGGUGUGAUAUGGGCACAGUCCAAAGAAGAAGAGAGUAAAAGUGAAGUGUGCAAAAAUGACAGACCACAGGUAUCUUCGCAAAAGACACCUCUCUUAGAUAGCUACAUAAAUGUGUAAACCAAUGUAGUUAGUUUGUGCAGUUAAUCUUUUAUUUGGGAAAGGAAAGCAUGAGCAGCUUGCUCGCAAGUUAACCUUGAUUUGUGCAUACGGUUCAAACUAUUUUGAGUUAACAGCAUAAGUUCAUUUCUGAUCCAUGCAUGGGUUAAACAGAUUGUGAGUAUCAGAAAUUCAACUAGUCAAGUCAAAUAUAUGAAACGUAUUCUAGCAUCUUAUCUAUGCUAAAUCUUAUUGUCUCCUCCCCAAAUUCGGGAGUGCGGAAGUUGAAAGCCCUUGGCUAUGAUAAGCUUCAAGUUGAUGAAAGAUGUCAUAUUCUUUCCCAUGAUUGGUAAAAAAUCAUCCUGUUAGGAUAUGAGAAGUUCUCAAACAUUUCGGUUGCAUUCAUUUUUACCAACAAACAUUGAAUAGUCUAUCAAUAUUACACAUUGCUGAGCUAUCUCCAAAAAUCAUAUAUGAACAAAAGAAGCUAUACGUUUUUACAACCUGUGUGUUUUCUCUACUAGUGGUGAGCAAAAAAGGUUAUCAAUUAUCAGAGAGCUGUACCCUCACUCUCGUGUUGUCUGAGACCCCCCAAGGCUUAAUAGGAUAACAUCUAAGCAAUUUCUGAUGCUUGGCUAGCAAGUCCACCCCGCGGGAGUUGAUUUUUUUUUUCAAGAUCUAGCAGGAAAGAAAAAUUGCAGUGAUUGUUGUUAAAUGUGAAAUUCGUUGAACCUAAAUUAUG
Messenger RNA from Pistacia vera, 1905 nucleotides. Its product is annotated as WAT1-related protein At3g28050-like. Gene Ontology annotation, molecular function: transmembrane transporter activity. Lineage: Eukaryota; Viridiplantae; Streptophyta; Magnoliopsida; Sapindales; Anacardiaceae. The transcript is spliced from 7 exons. Bases 117 to 1184 code for a protein of 355 amino acids. Gene Ontology annotation, cellular component: plasma membrane. The record is from RefSeq and is a predicted model, not a curated record.